Seriola dumerili (greater amberjack) is the source of this 2242-nucleotide messenger RNA. It is a transcript of the gene nae1, whose product is annotated as NEDD8 activating enzyme E1 subunit 1. Lineage: Eukaryota; Metazoa; Chordata; Actinopteri; Carangiformes; Carangidae. Gene Ontology annotation, molecular function: NEDD8 activating enzyme activity; ubiquitin activating enzyme activity. The coding region runs from base 33 to 1634 and encodes 533 amino acids. The transcript is spliced from 20 exons. Gene Ontology annotation, biological process: ubiquitin-dependent protein catabolic process; protein neddylation; protein ubiquitination. Gene Ontology annotation, cellular component: cytoplasm; nucleus. The record is from RefSeq and is a predicted model, not a curated record.
CGUCCAUAGACAUCACUCUUUGGAAGGAAACCAUGGCAGCCACCAAAACCUCCAAAGAACAGAAAUACGACAGGCAGCUCAGACUGUGGGGUGACCAUGGUCAGGAAACACUGGAGAAUGCACAUGUUUGUCUCAUCAACGCCACAGCAACUGGAACAGAGAUACUGAAGAACCUGGUACUUCCAGGUAUUGGAGCAUUCACCAUAGUUGAUGGACACACAGUUUCUGGGGAAGAUGUUGGAAACAACUUUUUCCUUAGCAAAAACAGUAUCGGAAAGAACAGAGCACAGGCUGCCACUGAGCUGCUACAAGAACUUAACAGUGAUGUCUCUGGAAACUUUGUCGAAGAGAGUCCAGACAAACUUCUGGACAAUGAUCCAGAGUUUUUCCACAGGUUUACCAUCGUCAUCGGUGUCCAUUUGCCAGAAAGCACAUGUUUGAGGCUCGGCUCAGUUCUGUGGAGUGCUUCGGUACCUUUCCUAGUCUGUAAAACCUACGGCCUCAUCGGCUACAUGAGACUAGUGCUGCGGGAGCACACAGUGAUUGAAUCUCACCCAGACAAUGCUUUGGAGGACCUGAGGUUAGACCAGCCUUUUGGCGAAUUUAAGAACCACAUUCAGUCCUAUGACCUUGAUAGCAUGGAGAAGAAGGAUCACAGUCACACACCAUGGGUUAUCAUUCUUGCCAAAUACCUGGAGAAAUGGCUUAGUGAGCAUAACGGUCAGCCACCAAAAAAUUACAAGGAGAAAGAGGCUUUCAGACAGUUUAUUCGGGAAGGGAUCCUGAAGAAUGAGAAUGGUGUCCCAGAGGAUGAAGAAAAUUUUGAGGAAGCUAUUAAGAAUGUCAACACUGCUUUAAAUCCAACCAAGAUUCCUAAUACUGUUGAAGACCUCUUCAAUAGUGAGCAGUGUAACAACAUCACAUCACAGUCUGCGGCCUUUUGGGUGAUGCUCAGAGCCGUCAAGGAGUUUGUUCACAAUGAAGGCAGUGGAAGCCUACCUGUACGGGGAACCAUCCCAGAUAUGAUCGCAGACUCUCAGAAGUUUAUCAGCCUUCAAAAUGUUUACAGGGAAAAGGCCAUGCAGGACGCAUCAGCUGUUUCUAAGCAUGUGGAAUGUCUAAUGCAGUCUGUUGGAAAGCCACCAGAGAGCAUCUCUGAAAAGGACAUCAAACUGCUCUGUAAGAAUGCAUCCUUUCUGAGGGUGGUGCACUGCAGAUCUCUGGCUGAAGAAUAUGGUGUUGAUUCAGUAAAUAAAGAUGAAAUCACCUCAUGCAUGGACAGUCCAGAUAGCGAGAUGGUCUUCUACCUCAUGCUUCGCGCCGUUGAUCGCUUCUAUCAGCAGCACUCCCGUUACCCAGGAGUUUACAACUACCAGGUUGAGGAAGACAUCAGCAAACUGAAGCUCUGUGUAAACAGCCUACUGCAGGAGUACAGCCUCAAUAUCAACAUCAAAGACGACUAUAUACAUGAGUUCUGUCGGUAUGGUGCGGCAGAGCCACACACAGUUGCAGCAUUUUUGGGAGGAUCAGCUGCUCAAGAGGCCAUCAAGAUCAUCAGCCACCAGUUUGUGCCCUUUAGCAACACUUUCAUUUACAACGCAAUGUCACAGACCUCUGCCACCUUUCAUUUGUGAAUUUGGUUACUAAUCCUGGGUUUUCUUACAGAAAUAUCAGAGAAAAUAGGGCAAGAAUGAAAGAUGCAUUUACUGAACCAACUGGCUUUAAUAAAUCUGGAAACUGCACAUGAUGAUUUGAAAGAGGGGAGGAAGAAGAAAGCAUUUUUAUCACUUUUGAAUGGGAUUACUUCAUAAAUGUGUGCACUUAGAAAUAUUUGUCAUGGAGAUCAUAAGUCAGGACUCUUUAGACUAAAUGCUCUGUUGAUCAUAAAGCCUUGCCGUCUUCUCAGAAGUUCCUGAAGGGGAAUAAGUCAGGUAGCACCCACAGAGGAUUUCUUUAAACAUUUUCUUUGGUGUUCAGCAGACAUCAUUAAACAAAGCUGGAAAUGAAACUAGCAAAUUCAAAACAUUCAUGUGUAAUAUUUCCAUUUGUGAAACCCCACAUUUAUGGAUGGUAUAUUACAAUGUAGCACCACUUUGUCUACUUUAAUCACAGCUGUCUCUUUAUUGUAUUGUGUUUGGAACAAGGUGGGAGAUUUUUGGUUAAAAUGAACAAAUGUUGUGUUUUAACUCCCAUGCACUGCUAUAAAAACAUUCAACAUUUUACCUGAAUUUGUUUACUUUUA